Molecule: messenger RNA, 645 nt
Organism: Symbiodinium sp. CCMP2592
Lineage: Eukaryota; Dinophyceae; Suessiales; Symbiodiniaceae
Source: the annotation of a GenBank genome assembly
AUGCGGCCGGUCUUCAACGCGUACAAGCGGCUGAGACAGGAAGGCUACCAGUUCCCUCGGUCGUCCACCGGCGUGGCCGCCAAUCUCUGUCUCGUGAACGGUGCGGAGAACAGCCCGGCCUACCUUGCCGGCGCCACGCCGUCCGCCGGCACACCGGCGCCGACCAUCGCACCGGCUCCGCAGCCACCGGCGCGACCCUCGGCAGAGGCGGAAGACGAGGAGAUCGCCCGAAUGAUUGGCGCUCGCGCUGAUGCCUCGGAGCGGGUGGAGCAGCUGGUGCAGGCACUGGAGCAGGGCCGGGACUUCGACCCACAGGAGCUGGAUGAGCUCAUCACCUUGGUGGAGGACAUCUCGGAGGUUCUUCGCGCCAUGGGCGUCGAGGACGAGGACGGACGGCCAAAGGCGCCGCCUCCUUCGUCCGUUCCUCCGGGAGCCAUUGGCGUCCGGAAUGUCCCAGCUGCCCGUGUCAUCAGCGAGUCGCCUGAAGGGCUCCUCAUCGACGACACAGGUGGAGCUUCCCAGUUCGAGCCGGAGGAGUCUUCAGAUCGGUCUCCCAGCCGUCCCUCCGCGUCUCCCGAGGAUCUCGGAGACCCGCUCUACGACGCUCCCGGAAGCGCGGUUAGAUCUGCGAAUCUGGAGUCUUAA